This is a messenger RNA of Zychaea mexicana, 336 nucleotides long. RefSeq lists its product as uncharacterized. Bases 1 to 336 code for a protein of 111 amino acids. Lineage: Eukaryota; Fungi; Mucoromycota; Mucoromycetes; Mucorales; Lichtheimiaceae. The transcript has 3 exons. The record is from RefSeq and is a predicted model, not a curated record.
AUGCGUGAAGACCCCUUCUACCGCAAUUUUUGGUCCACAAGUAACCAACUAGCUAAAGAGCAAAUCAUCAACCAUGCAAUCAGCGGAACACCGUUCGAAGCCUUAGACCAAAAAUUGAUAAAGUCCGUCCGUGCCAUCUUGUGUGCUUACCUCUACUACAAGAAUGGCGGUAAUCUAAAUCAACUUGGCUAUAAGAGAGAACUGAAUAAAUUGGCUAAAGUUGGAUUGCCAAGAUCUGCCAAGCCUAGCCAUACAAUAACUGUCGGUUAUCGUAUGCUGGCUUUCUACAAGCAAGCUGGCGCCUGGCCAAUCCUCUUUUCAGACAAGUUUAACUAG